This is a messenger RNA of Monopterus albus (swamp eel), 6996 nucleotides long. It is a transcript of the gene urb1, whose product is annotated as URB1 ribosome biogenesis homolog. The record is from RefSeq and is a predicted model, not a curated record. Gene Ontology annotation, biological process: maturation of 5.8S rRNA from tricistronic rRNA transcript (SSU-rRNA, 5.8S rRNA, LSU-rRNA); maturation of LSU-rRNA from tricistronic rRNA transcript (SSU-rRNA, 5.8S rRNA, LSU-rRNA). Gene Ontology annotation, cellular component: nucleolus. The transcript has 39 exons. The coding region runs from base 124 to 6894 and encodes 2256 amino acids. Lineage: Eukaryota; Metazoa; Chordata; Actinopteri; Synbranchiformes; Synbranchidae.
AGUCGGACGACAAUUUACUUCGGCAAAUGUCUAUUUACACCACAACGUGGAGUGAUUGAACUUUCAUGGCAGGAGCAUAUAAACAACUAUAAGUCAUCAACAAGUGUUCUCAUUUAUAUUAUAAUGGGUAAAAGGCACCGCAGUGAAGACUCGGUAGAGUCAGACGCUCCGGUGAAGAAGGAAAAGGUUCCGGAGUUCAAUGGGACGGUGUUUAAAGCCAUGCUAAAAGACCCCACUACAGCCAUGAAGGGACUGGAGACAUUCAUAUCAAUCGCUAAGAAGCUUCCAUGCUCUGACCUAUAUGAUGUGGUGGAAGGAUAUGUUAAAAUCUCUAUGGAGUGUGCAGAAAUAUUCAAAUUGCUGGAGGGAGAAAAGCACGUAGAGAGUGAGAUGAUGCUAAUUUUUGAGAGCUUGGAGAUGAUCCUGCUAAGGACAGCCAGUGACCUGUCCCACUUCAACAUGGUUGGCAAUGCUGUUGUGAAAAAGAUUGUUUCUAGCUACGUAAAACUUCUGCAGGGAUCUUUCCAUUCACAAAAUCACAGGUUCGUCCGUCAGUCCCUCAGUUUGUUGUCCGCCUUGGUGUCUCAGGGUCCAGAAGCUGCCAGAGAAAUCUUAAGUCACAUUCACAUCAAUAAAUCCCUGUCUGGACUGGCAAAGAGAAGGGAUAAGAAGGGAAGACUGGAUGUCCGCAUGGCUUUUAUCCAGUUUGUGUUGUCCUUCUUGGUGUCUGGAGAUAAUGCUGCCGUUGGACAGAUACUAGAAAACAAAGAGCUCCUGCCAGAGAUCUUGAGUACAGGUCUGAAGGAGGACAGGAUGUCCGUAGUCACUCUGAUUUUGUCCACGCUGAAGACUACAGUUGUACUAAACAAGGCCAUAAGUAAAACACAGAAAGUACGUUUCUUUACACCGGCUGUAUUGGCCAACAUCGCGUCUCUUUAUAAAUGGAAUGGGAUUGUGGAUGCAGCCACUGAUGAUAACGCAACGGUGGAGAGCUCCUCAGAGCAUGCUGGGAUAUCAGUUGUCCGAGAACUUGUUCACAGUUUUCUUCUUGACCUGUGUUGCUCUCGUAAGCACGGCAUCAGCUUUCAUGAUCCCAGCUUUGGCACGUCUGGCAGAGCUGGUAACAUUGUCUUGCUUCAGUUCCUGGUGGGGCUGAAACAGGCCACAGAGGAUGAACUGGUGGCAGAACUGGUGGUAAACGUGCUGAAAGCUAGUCCUGAUAUUCUGGCCAGAUACUUCAAGGAGACUCAGUAUUCAUACACUCCCCGCCUGAAAAGUGCUUGGCAGGACAAUGUCAAGUUGGUUAAAAGGAUCUAUGAGGCACAACCAGAGCUUUGCACAGUCUUUCGAACCUGUGAGGUCAUCUCCCUUCCUCGCCUGCUCUCCAUGAUUAUAGUGACAUCUCUUCCUCCUGUUUGUAACAAGGCUUUUUUCACACAGGGCCUCAAUUUUGCCAACACAGCAGUGCAACUUACAACUCUGUCCAUGAUGAGUUUCAUCUUGAAACGAGCCAACAAGAAUAUAGAGUACCUUUUGGAUAAAUCUGAGUGGCACGGCUCAGAUGUGUACACUCUUGACAUGAUGGGGGAAUUAGUGCAGCAGUACAGAGAGACACUCAGCAAGAUUUUGCCUGACAUGACGAGCAUCAUUGCACAGUGGCAGUCAGUCAGCAAGAAGGAAAAGGCCGGUGGUGAAGAAGAAAGGAUCAAAAUUGAAGGGAGUUCUCGACAGUCAGAUAAUAAAAAUGAAAUACCUGCUCUUGAGACAGCUGAGGUCAUCCUGCUCAAGGCUCUGAUUCUUCAGGUCAUAUGUCUCUACCAGAAAGUGGUGCCACAUCUGGUUAGCCAGUGCAAAUUUGACUUCAGCAAGCUCUUAAAAGGGAUUGUGUCAGAAAAAGGAAUGAGGGAAGAAGUCCCCCCAGUUUUGCAAUAUCAGAUACUGCAGUUGGCCUUAGAGCUCCCUGCAAGCAAGUUCUCCUGGUUCCGUAUACAGGAUGUUGGAGAUACUGAAUCAUCAUCUGGAGAGAAGUCAGUACUUUACUUGCUUCUCAAGAUGUUUGUCAGCAGCAGCUACUUGAAAACCUCCACACGGAUGCUGGUUCUAAAAGUACUAAAAGACAGUGGGGUGUUUGAGUAUACCUGGACUGAGCUUGAACUCUGGCUCAACCAGCUUGCCAGAGUAGAGCAAAGCCAACAAGAGACUGUCAUCCAGUUCAUGGAGAGGGUGUUCAUCAAGCUGGUGUGCAAUUCCUACACAUACACAGAUAAGGUUGCCAGUCUGGUCCAGGAGGCAGCCUAUCUGCAGGCUAACUUGAGUAGCCAGGAGGGUGACACUGCCAGUAUCCCAGUCUCACACAUAGAUGAUGUCUUAGACAUGCUGGAUGUCAUUAUGGAGGGUAAUGAUGGUGAGAUGGAAGAGUUCGGGCAACCUCUGAGUGAAGACCUCAUUAGCCAAACCUUCCCCUUCAGUGUGGUGGUACCAGCUGCUCUGGAGGCCAGGAACAAAGUCCCAGUAGUCAAGGGAGCAGUAUAUGAAUACUUGUCUGCUGUGCUCUCUGAUGUGCUGCACUGUCAGAAAGAGCCACUUCCCCUCUGCUUGGCUCUGAUGCAGUACAAUAAAGAGCUUGUGUCCUGUAAACACUCUUCAGCUUCUGCACAUCCCUCCAUUAUACACCUUCAUCAGUAUUACUCCAAAUGGCUACCACAGCAGUGCCGGGAGGAACUGUUCAAGUCCUUUGAAGGCCAUUCAAAAGAAUCGGCAACCUUCGUUUCAUUCACUGAACUGAUGAAGGCUGCUUAUAUCCAAGGACCGAGCACUCUGCUUGAUGGCACCUUCAGGAAGAAUGUGGAAGAAAGUCUAGCUUCUGUGUUGUUGUCUGAUUUUCCAGUAGCAGUCAGUCAGAUCUUACUCUACAUCAAAUCAACAGUGGACAACUUUGGCAUGUUCUCCAAAGAGACAGGGACUGGCCUGCUGAAGACCUUCAUGGGAAUACUUCAGGAUUUGGUGACCAAGUUGCAGGGCUUUCAGGAGACAAAAUCUGAGCCAGCAGCAGAAACCCCCCAAGAAGGAUCAGACCUCUUCCUGGAAUUCAACCACUUAUCCACAGUAGAAGCCAACAAGGAGGAGAUUCUUGUUUCGACUCUUGCCUCCAUCUUCAAGCAUCCAUGUUUGGAGCAGUGGUUUCUGGCUCUGGAGCUGGCUGCUCUGCCUCCUCAGACCCUGAACCCCAUCAGACUCAAGCACCUGUGUGCUCAGCUGAGUGAUGAUAUUCUGGCCUUGUUGAAGAUCAGUGCCCACACUCUUCGUGAUUUGGGUCAUCUGGAACUUCUUGGUAGCUACACUGGGGCUAUAGAGAAGGCUGUACUCAAGGAACUGAUGGACAAGGGCUCAGAGACUACAAAGAAACAGUCCAGGCCUUUCAAAGCCCUCCUUUCUCUGUACAGCUACAUGGACUCUUGUAAUCUGAGGGAGGUGGUUUCCAAGCUGUUACUUCUCCCCCAUGAGAGCCUCGUCUCUCCUGGCACUGAGGGCACACAAGUCCAGCUCAGUAUCUACGGCCAUGCAGCACUGCAGAUCCUCACAGAUGUUCAGUCUAACUCCCAGGACCACAGCACCUUUCUUACACAGGCACACCUUCGUGGCUUGGGCUCCCUGCUUUUGUCCUGCUCCAGCCCCGCGCUGGAGGCCUUCCUGCUUCAGACUCUGUCUAGUGAGCCAGGCAGUGCCAAGCUCAUCCACACAGAUGUGCUGCUGCACUGUCUCCAGUGUCCUCUCCCAAACACUCUGGCAAUCAGCUCCCUACUGCUGCAGAAUUCCUCCACUCACCGCCUCUGCUUUGAGGGCUGGUGUCUAGAGCCAGCGAACAUAGAGAAGGUCUCGGACCAGACAGAAACCUUCCUCCCACUGAUCGGUACUUACUUACAGAUGGCAAGUAGAGAGGACCCUACCAGACCCAAAGAUGUGCAAAAAGAAGUUUUAAAAGCCUUAAAGCAAGGAUUGCUUGCCAGAUUGUCCCGAUGUGUUCUGGGAACCAUGACAGAAGACUCCAGAGCCCUGCUUGUCGAAACACUAUCCAGUCUGAUCAAGCUCACUGCAAACAUCAAGGACAUCAGGGAUUUGAUCAGCAAUCUUCCCAGUGUGCUUCAGAAAGUGGACAGUUUUGAAAGAUGGCAGCUGGUAAAUGUUAUCACAGAGAAACUCUUGAGUUGCCCAGAGGAGCAAGAAACCUGGAGGACGUCUGUCACCACUGCCGCCCUCAAGUGUCUCAUCGCUUCUUACAGUCACUCUAAACAUUGUGCAGCUUCACCAUCAGAGCAGGAGCAGAGCAUCCUGGAAAGACUGCAGCGACUCCUAACAUCACCUGAUGACAUCGCUGCAUCUGAAUGGAACAGUUUUGUCAAGAAUGGACUAAAACAUCGCUACAGAGACCACUGCUUCCUGAACACUUUGAGCAGCCUGUUGGAACUGAUGUACAGUAACAGUGAUGCCCAGAAGGAUCUGAUUCCUUUGUCCACCCUUCACAUGAUGAUCAGCAGCCAUUCUCUGUUCCUGCCCACAAUGCUGGCAUCUGAUGAAGAGCCUAGCAUAUGUCAGGCUAAAGAAGCAUUAGUGUCCCUUCUUUUCUGUCUGGUGAAGAAAUGCCCAACAGUCUGUAACAUCAGUCACUUUGUUGUUCUUUUGGGAGCAUAUGGAGCAACGCUGAACAAGUCAGAUCAGAAACUGUUACGGCUUCUCCAUGAAUAUGAGAGAAACCAUGUCAGUCUGCUGAGGUUUCAAUCCUUCUUAUGGGGCCCAGCAGCUGUGGAACACCACAGGACCAGGAAAAGCCUUGGGGCUUCCCUGUGGAAGCAGAUGGGCUCAGAUGAGCUGUUGGCCCUGUUGAAACCUGAAAGGAUGCUGCAAACUAUUGCACACUUCCCCCAGCACCUCAGCAUCAUCCCGCAGGAUGGUGAUGAGCUGCCAAACAGUAACAAGGCAGUGACAAACCCAGGGAAUUUGUAUGAUCCUCGUUUUCUUUUGCCUCUGUUCAGUGCUAUACUGCGUCCAGAAUGUGUGAUUGACUGCCUCAAGUUUGUAUCCAGCCACGCUCUUGGAGUAACUGUAAUGGCCCUGAGUAGCUACGACCCAAAGGUUCGAGCGGCAGCGUACCAUGUGCUGGGCUGCUUCUACCAACACCUGGAGGGUGCUCGGUUUAGAGAGAAGAGACAGCUGCUGUACGUGAUGGACACAGUGAAGAAUGGAAUUCAGAGGCCGAAUCAAAGACUUUCAUUUGUAAUGACCACUUAUAUCACCAAAGUGGCUCAGCUGAUGCUCAAACCAGAGGACCACAUGUACAUGGUGGUAAACAGGUUUCUGCUGUCCCAUCAGUGGUUGGAAUUCAGAAGAGUCCCUGAGUUCUUCAAGUUGUUCUAUAGUUUCGACUUGCAGCACAAGGUGGAACGUGAGUGGAUCCUGAAUGUGCUGGAGGAAGGGAUAAGUGAUGGACAUUCAUAUGAACUGUGCAACCAACAAGGCAUCUUUCAGGGCCUUUUAGGCUUCAGCAGUAGUCCCCUCUGUGAUGAACACUCCCAGACACAGAUCAUCAGGGUGUUGUGCCACGCUGCUCGUGUGGCCAGAGCAGCUUAUAACCUCACCAAGUGCUGUGGCGUCCUAACCUGGAUAAUACAGGUGGUUGAGAAAAGCAGGAGUCUAGACCAGCAGCUGCUAAGUGCCAUCAUAGAACUGCUCCAUGUGCUGUGGUUUACCAUCCUUGGGCAGAAGGAAAAUCAGCAGGCAGAUGGAGCCAAGACUUCAGAGAAACCUCAGAGCUCAGUCAACUGUCUCUCUCUCCCUCUCAUCAGUGAAUACUUGUGUGUAGCAUCAACUCUCAGCAGACACCUCAGGUUGGGUGUGAAGGCCACUCAUCUCAGCCUGUUUCUGCAUACGCUCUGCUCUGUACUGAAGCAUCGUGGGACAGCUCUCAAUGUAAAGAAACAGGCGGAUCAGAUCACACUAUAUCCACAGCCACUCUCCUGUACUGAAGUGCUCAAUCUGCUCCUCUGCUGGGCGUCCCUGUCCCACAACACAGCGCUCCUUACCCAUAUACAAGCCUUGUCGGAAAGGCACACAGUGAAGGAAUUCCUGGGAAUGGGGAAGGAUAAGGCCCGAGGUAAAGGCUCCUUUUCCCAGACCCGCACACCAAAAGAAAACCUGACAAAGGAUGAUGACUCUGAGAGACAAGAAGAGAGUCUCCUGACAGAGUGUAAAAUUUACCUCAGCAGUAUCUUUGUUCAUUGGGAACCUGUGUUUCCUCUCUCUGAAUCCCAGUCAGCUCAUCCAAAAGACAAACUGGAUCCUGGUCGGUUGGCCUGUGAUACUGCUCACCUGCUCAUCAAAUGGUCCCUGAGGUUCUUAGUGGAGGACUCGUAUCAUGAAAACAGAACAAAAGAAUUCUUGCACUGGGUUGAAAAGGCUGUGAUAAAACACAGGGAAAUUGUAGAUGUCGUGUUGCAUGAUCUAGGCUUGAAGGCAGAUCUCCUUCGCCUCUACCAUCAAGCCUUUGAAGCUCAGUGUCACUCUAGCAUUUCGGCAAGAGUGGAAACCUUAAAGCGAUUUACCAACAUUAUGAUACGCUUACUAGAGACCAAAGGCCACCUUGCAGAGCUGCAUCACAUGGUCAUCUCUGCCUGCCUGCCAGAAACCACAAAUGAUCCAUCGAGAUGCGAAGCGGGGCUGUUUCUGAUGUCGUUGUACAUCCAUGAGCUGUGGAGUGGAGCCACGUCAGCAGAGCUGUUCCUGUUUCAUGUCAGUUUGGUGACCAGAACCAAGUAUAAAAGACAUAAAGCAUCCAAAUCAUCCCUGACUCAAACAGCCAUCAGAGCCAUCUGUAAUGACAUCAUCACUAUGAAGAGUUAAAUGUGACAUCUGAACACUCGCUAUGUUCUUUGAAUUAGACCUAAUUACAUGAGAGCUUGUUUUUUUUCACUUUGCUGCUUUGUUUGUUCCUGUAAAAGGCUG